UGACGUAGUUGACGAUGCUGUGGUAGGACAGCAAGAACUUCUUCAUCAUCUUCUCCUUCCUCCCACUUCUUAAUUCUGAAUUCUUAGCAAACAGAACCCAAAUAUCUUCGACUUGAACGUCUUAUAAACAUAUACAUGUGACCAAAACUGACAGCAGACUAUACUAAUCCUCACUGAUCCGCUUGCCCCUUCAACAUGGCCACGCAAUCGGAGACCACACAGACUACUAAUGAGCUCUUGCAACACUUGAUUGCCGAAGUGAGAUGCUUGAAAGAAUCUCAGACUUCACUGGAGUUGAAAUUGGAGACAUUAGGUUUAUCCUUUCCUUCGCAGUACCCAUCUCAAUCGAACAUUAAACCUCAUGCGACGGGCGGAUCUUCUAGCUCUCCUACUGAGCCACAGCGUCCUUCUUCCGACUCAAGACCCCUUCCUAUGCCUCUGAGUCUGAGUCCAUCAACUUCGAGAUCCUCAUCCAAAUUGCCUAAGCGGGGCAGUGCAUUUGAGGAUGAGGGAAGUUUGAGAGAGAAGGCAAAAUUCGUCGAGUGGAUGAAGACUGAGGGCGCCUUGCUUGGUGUCGACAAUCAAUCAUCCGACAUGGUCACCAAACCAGUCACCAUCUACCCUCAGCGAUUAAUCUUGACAACCUACCCUGGACAAACUGGUAUAAUUCCCAUUCCCCUGGAAUGGGGGGCCGACGACCCUCAGAAGAGAGGACCGGUGGUUGCGAGUAGACAUCCUCAAAGCUUGAAACUUCGAAAUGCGAUCGGAGCUUACUCUGGGCCGUAUUGUAUAUACAAAGCGCUCGCUACCGCCAUCGGUGCAAUAGACCCUAAUCAUCGACCUGAUUUUACAAACACCCAGCCCCCAUUCGCCGUCGCCCCUAAUCCUUCGUGGUUCGAUCCUUCAAGGAUUGUCAGUAUGGAUCCGUGGGGGCACCUUGCUCCCCAGUUAUUCAAGUCUUACUUCGAUUCUGGAGUAGAUAUCAGGCCCACUGUUGCAUGUACUAAGGCGCACUUGAAGCUCGCCGAACUUGAUGAAUCGGUAGCUCAAGGAAACCUUUUAAUCGAUGGGAAGAUCGUAGUGAAAUCACCGGGUACUUGGGCUGAAAAGGCCGCACAGACUUCCGUAGAAUCUACCGGUGGUAAAUGGGAGGCACUCUCGGAGGAAGAACGUCACCUACUGACCUCUAAACGAGCUGGAGUUGAAGUUCAGGUUACCAAGGCUGCGGUUGAACCAGUGUGGAAUUUACCCGGCGUGGCCGCCCGUUUUGGCAUAUCCGAGGCCAUCCUUCGCCGUGCUCUGUUCGAAGAUACGGGAGGGAUGUACCCUGAACUUUUGACGCGUAGUGAUUUAAAAACCUACCUACCUCCUAUUGGUGGCCUGACCGUUUACAUAUUCGGUGACCCGAACUUCGUCAGCGAUCCGAGCAAGGAGCUUACUUUGCGUGUCCACGAUGAAUGUAAUGGGAGUGACGUAUUUGGAAGCAGUAUUUGUACCUGUCGUCCGUAUUUACUUUAUGGGAUUGAAGAAGCUAUCAAAUGCGCCCAGCGGGGCGGGAGUGGGGUGAUAGUAUACUUCCGCAAAGAAGGAAGAGCACUCGGGGAAGUAACCAAGUAUCUGGUGUACAACGCCCGAAAGCGAGGAGGAGAUUCCGCCGCAUUUUACUUCCAAAGGACUGAGUCAGUUGCAGGAGUUAAGGACAUGCGUUUUCAAGCUCUCAUGCCGGAUGUCUUACAUUGGCUAGGUAUCAAGAAGAUCGAUGUGAUGUGCUCUAUGAGUGACAUGAAGCAUGACGCCAUCGUCCAAUCUGGCAUUCCGAUUUUAUUGAGAAAAGACAUUCCUGAUCACUUAAUUCCAUCCGAUUCUCGAGUAGAGAUCGACGCCAAAAUCGCCGCUGGAUAUUUCUCCGCUUCUAAAGUAGUGACUGAAGAGGAUUUGAAAAACACAGUGGGUCAAAGCUGGGAAGAUGUUGAUCACUAAACUUGGAAGCGGAACACAAAAGAAAAAGCAAGCACGAUAACUGAUUAUUUUUUGUUCGUUGUAUCCCUUCUUCUUAAAUGGUUUCUUUUC
Messenger RNA from Puccinia graminis f. sp. tritici CRL 75-36-700-3, 2070 nucleotides. RefSeq names its product GTP cyclohydrolase II. The transcript is spliced from 15 exons. Bases 196 to 1980 code for a protein of 594 amino acids. Lineage: Eukaryota; Fungi; Basidiomycota; Pucciniomycetes; Pucciniales; Pucciniaceae. Gene Ontology annotation, biological process: riboflavin biosynthetic process. Gene Ontology annotation, molecular function: GTP cyclohydrolase II activity. The record is from RefSeq and is a predicted model, not a curated record.